Messenger RNA from Zophobas morio, 1516 nucleotides. RefSeq lists its product as uncharacterized. NCBI's taxonomy places the organism in Eukaryota, Metazoa, Arthropoda, Insecta, Coleoptera, Tenebrionidae. Gene Ontology annotation, cellular component: extracellular matrix. The coding region runs from base 75 to 1493 and encodes 472 amino acids. The record is from RefSeq and is a predicted model, not a curated record. The transcript is spliced from 3 exons.
AUCUAUAAAAGCGCGCGGCGACCCGCGCCUGCUUAGUUACAUAAGUACCACAUUUGCAAUAGUACCAUAAAACAAUGCUCAAGUUUUUGGUUUGGCACGUGCUUUUUGUUGCGGUUACUUGCGAACUCUUCGCGGAGGAAAGUGGGUACGUUGUAGAGUACGCACCCGCGUAUCAUAAUUAUAAACCGAGAGAUUAUCACUUUAAUUAUGCUGUGUCGGACCCUCACACGGGCGAUCAUAAGUCACAGUGGGAAGUGAAAACCAACGGGGUGGUACGCGGAGGGUACAGCUUAUUGGAACCCGAUGGUACCACUAGACUUGUAGAGUAUAUCGCUGAUGAUCAUGGAUUUAGAGCCGUCGUGAAUAAAUUAGGUACUGCUGUACAUCCGGCGGUAGUACCACAAGUACCAGUUGUGGCACAGCCCGUUCCACAAGUGGUGCAACCACUGCCAGAAGUGUCGCAUUAUGCGGCGUACGAUGGCCGAGUCAAUAAUUACGCGCCUCGAGUAGAAGUACCACAAGUACCAGUUGUGGCACGACCCGUUCAACCAUUACCACAAGUGUCUCAUUAUGCAGCGUAUGAUGGCCGAGUCAAUAAUUACGCGCCACAGGUAGAAGUACCGUCGGUUGGAGUCCAGGUACCACCGAUAUUGUACCGAAUUGAACAAAAUUUGGGUGGAAGUGACGGGCUCGUUACUCAGCCUCAAGCCCUAGGAAUUAUUGACACAUCUAGAGAACUUAAUGCGGCAGUACCGUUAGUACAGUCACAGGAAGUUGGACCGGUACCACUUCAAAUCAAUCAACAGUAUGCUGGAGGAAUCGUUCCAGAACACCAAAUUGUGCAAGUACCUGCUCAAGGACAUGACGUACAUAAUCUGGAGGGAGUACCGCUUCUCCAAACAACUAAUAUAGGGGGUGCCGAUGGGGUGCAACAAGCAUACAAUUUAGGCAGAGUUGACGCGGUACCACUUCAAGGUUAUGAUUUAGGAAGAGUUGAAGGAGUUGCACAUGACGUUGGAAGAGCUGAGGUAGUACCGGCCAUUCAGGAUCAAAAUUUAGGAAGAAUCCAAGUUGGUUUAGACAGAGCAGCGAUCCAGGGGUACGAUUUGGGGCAAGUGGGUGGUGACUUCGGUGCCGGACAGGCAGUACGAGUUUAUCAAGGUCACGAUACAGGACGAAUUGAUGGAGAUUUAAGAGUACCGAUUGAAGCAAACAAUCAUUUACCGCAACCCCAAAUAGAAAUUUACAACCCUAGGCCGAUACCACAGUUGCAGGAAGAAGGGGCGGCAGUACCCGGAGUGGUACCUGUAGAUCCCAGCUACACCACUAACAUCGAAUACCAAGGUCUGGUCAACGACAAUCAACUCAAGAAGGACGUCUACCAUGCGUCAUACUCCGAAAGAGUACUCAAGGUGGUACCAUCUCCCCGUAAACACGACAAGAAGGCGAAGAAGGAUUUCUUGAUCUAUUAUCCCGACUCUGAAUCUCACUAAUUCAAUAAAACCUUUCCACUGUC